AUGUUCUUUGGCAUUCUGUCAAUCGAACUGGCAGACCCUGGGGGACUCGACUAUAAAGACGAGGUCAUCUCCUCGCACCAGAGCUCAUCACCAACCUUUCAGCCUCGCACUGUCGAACUCUUUCUUCAUCUUCUCAACCUCCCCGAUUCCUUACCACUUCUCCUCCUGCGCAUACACAGCUCGCCUUUUCAUCGAAAUCACCGCGCCGCAAUCAUGAGCGCUGAAAAAUUAUGGCAAAAUCUUGUACUGCUUAUUGACAGGCUAAGCCCCGAUGACCCUAUCAACCCCCGUCCAGUUUACCGCCGCAGCAGGUGCCCCCGAAGAAGCAACUACGAUGGCCCUGCAGACGAUUCUUCCUCGGACGAAGGACCCCUUACCUAUGAGAAGCUUCAGGAGGCCGGUGCUCACUUGGAGCAAGCGAUGGAAGACUCGAGCGUGGUAACGCGUGUUCGCAGAAGCACCAUGACCCUCGACGACCUUGAGAUGUCCCCCGAUUCCUGGGACAUCAAUGUGGAACAGACUCAACGUCUACCAUACGGUUACAGCGAAAAAGAUGUGGCUAAUCUUGAGCUUCCAGACGGCGACUAUACAAGGGUCGUCAUUGACGGUUGGAACCAGGAAACUAACGCGUAUCUGGGUACUACGUGGGAGGGGCGCGCCAAAGAAAGCGUUAUGUUCAUUGAAUGCAUCGCGAGGCACGGAUACGGUCCCUACGCUUCCGAGUUGGGUAUCAUGGCCUACGAACGUGUCGCUCCCUUGCCGACUCUCAAAACUAUCUUUGUCGCUAACGUUAUGAACAAUGAGACCCGCCCUGCUGCCCGUACGAUCUGGUACGGGCCGGAAAUGAAAGUGUUUCAACAGGGAUCUGCUGAUUUUCAAGCUUUCCUUGGUACUGGUAUUGGUAAGUUUGUUGCCUAUACUAUUCUCGGUGCUUUUGGUCAGGGUGUUAAGAAGGUUUCUGCGAUUUCACUUUGGUAUAUUGGUCAGAGGCAGGAUAUUCUGCAGAUGCGCUUCGAUAUCGAGGAUGUUUGA
Messenger RNA from Penicillium cataractarum, 1032 nucleotides. RefSeq lists its product as uncharacterized. The transcript has a single exon. The record is from RefSeq and is a predicted model, not a curated record. NCBI's taxonomy places the organism in Eukaryota, Fungi, Ascomycota, Eurotiomycetes, Eurotiales, Aspergillaceae. The coding region runs from base 1 to 1032 and encodes 343 amino acids.